GUUUUAUAUAUAGUAGUGUGAAUCUAUUAAUCCCAAAUUCCUAAUCUUCCCCCCUCCCUUUUCCUCCCUGGUACCACAGUGUGAACAAAUCAGUAUUAAUGGAAUUACAUUAAAAAUGUUUUCUGGUGGUUUCUCUGCCUCAGUGUUUCACACGUGCUAGUAUCUGAAGCUUCAGCCCUGGUCUAGGACUGUGGGGUCCGUCCUCCCACCAGAGCCAAGUGUCCCGGAGGCCUGGGGACUUUUCAAAGUACCAAAUGAGUGGGGAUGGGGAGGGCUGGACAGAUGUCUCCCCUAGGAAAAGGCCAAAGAUCAAAGUGGAGCCAGACUCAUUACGUAUGGCGGAGUCAGUUUUAAGUGUCUGUGAAGAAGGACCACAGUUCUGUGAGGCCCUCACACCCUUAUGGUUCCAGGUCAUGCUGGUGGAGAGGACAGUUCCGGUCCACUUCCGGGACAAGGUCGGCUCAAAGACUCGACCUCUGACCUGCUGUCACUCAGGCACGGGGGGCGGGGCCCUGUGAACUGUCCAAUCAGGGGAGUCGCCGGUUAUUUUACGUGGCGGCGCCGCUCGGGUGACGGUGGACGGCGUGGACUGCGUGCUCGGUGCCGCUCGCUCGCUCUGGCCGCGGCUACAUCACCUUCUGCUGACUUUAAAGGCCCCAGGUGGCUGCGCCACGUUUCAUGUUGCGGUGACCUGCACUUGCCGCAGCAGUCGUAAGGUGGACGAUCAGAAACCCCUGAAGCCAAAAAAUGGACUCAGUGACCUUUGAGGAUGUGGCUGUGAACUUCUCCCUGGAGGAGUGGGCUUUACUGGAUCUUUCGCAGAAGAAGCUUUACAGAGAUGUGAUGCAGGAAACCUUCAGGAACCUGGCCUCAGUAGGAGAAAAAUGGGACAAUCAUAACAUAGAAGAUUGGAACAAAACCCAGGGGAGAAAACUAAGAAGUCAUAUGGUAGAAAAACUCUCUGAAAGCAAAGAAGGUGGUCAACACGGAGAAACCGCCAGCCAGAUCCCAAAUCUUAAUCUGAACAAGAAAACUCCUGAAGUAAAACCAUGUGAAUGUAACGUGUGUGGGAAAGUCUUCACGCGUCCUUCAUUCCUUAAUAGGCACGUCAGAUCUCACACUGGACACAAACCGUAUGAGUAUCACGAAUAUGAUGAGAAGCCAUAUAAAUGUAAGGAGUGUGGGAAAGCCUUCAGUCACCACAAAUCUGUUCACAGACAUGAAAGGACUCACACUGGAGAGAAACCGUAUGAGUGUAAGGAAUGUGGGAAAGCCUUCACGUGGCUCACAACCUUUCGAAGACACAUGAUAAUGCACACCGGAGAUGGACCCUAUAAGUGUAAGGAAUGUGGGAAAGCCUUUAGUUGUUCCACUUCGUUUCGAGCACAUGAAAGAACUCACACUGGGGAGAAACCGUAUGUGUGUAAACAGUGUGGCAAAUCCCUCAGGUCUCCUCUAGGUUUGCGAAUACACGAAAGAAAUCACACUGGAGAAAAGCCCUAUGAAUGUAAGCAGUGCGGUAAAGCCCUCAGUUGCCCCAGUUCCUUUCGAAGACACGAAAGGACUCAUAGUGCAGAGAAACAAUAUGAAUGUAAACAGUGUGAGAAAACCUUCAGUUCUCCUCUAGGUUUGCGAAUACAUGAAAGAAUUCACACUGGAGAGAAACCGUACGAAUGUAAGGAAUGUGGGAAAGCCUUCGUUUCUCAUUCAAGCAUUCGAACGCACAUGAUAACUCACACUGGAGAUGGGCCUUAUAAAUGCAAGGAAUGUGGGAAAGCAUUCAUCUGUCCCAGUUCAUUUCGAUCACAUGAAAGGACUCACACUGGAGAGAAGCCAUACGAAUGUAAACAAUGUGGUAAAACUUUCAGUUGGCCCAGUUCCUUUCGAAUACAUGAAAGAACUCAUACUGGAGAGAAGCCCUAUGAAUGUACAGAAUGUGGGAAGACAUUCAUUUAUCGCACAACCUUUCAAGGACACAUGCGAAAGCACACUGGAGAGAAACCCUAUAAAUGUAAAGAAUGUGGGAAAGCUUUCAUUUCUCCCUCAAGUGUUCGCACACACAUGAUAAUGCACACUGGAGAUGGACCUUAUAAGUGUAAAGAGUGUGGGAAAGCCUUCAACUUCCCCAGUUCAUUUCGGAUACAUGAAAGGACCCACACCGGAGAGAAGCCCUAUGCGUGUAAACAGUGUGGUCGGGCCUUUAGCUGUUACACAUCCUUUCGAACACAUGAAAAAACUCACACUGGAGAGAAACCCUAUGAGUGUAAGGAAUGCGGGAAAGCCUUCAUUUAUCGCACUACCUUUCGAGGACACGUGAGAAUGCACACUGGCGAGAAACCAUACAAAUGUAAAGUAUGUGGGAAAGCCUUCAGUCGUCCCAAUUCCUUUCGAAGGCAUGUACGGUCUCAUACUGAAUAGAAACCUCUUGAAUAUAAGCAGUGUGGGGAGAACAGUUGGCCUUCAUUUUCACAAGUGGAAACUCCCACUGGAAAGAAAUCUUAUAAAUAUAAGAAAUACGAGAACACUGUAUAAUGUUCUAGAAAACAAUGACGUGAAAGAAUAAUUGUAAAAGUUAUAAACCUAUUGUCUGUUGUCAACAUAAAAGAAUAAUUUUGAGUUAUAUUGUCUCAUUAUGAGUGCCUCAUUCUUAAAGCAGAUCUGUCAACUGUGGGUAUUUACUGCUUACUUUCAAAAAUGAACCUUGAGGUGAGAGAAUUCUGUAAGCGCUCUAGGCAACACUAUGUAAGAUUACAGGUAUUGUUUUGUUCUUAAGUCAGUUAACUUUUUUUUUUUCCUGUUUAGGAGCUUGUUUGAUCCAGGGUUGAAUUGACAUGUAUUUCUAAUAUGCAAGUUGUUUAAUUUUUACAUUUUGAUUGUCCUGUAAGUGUAGGGCUAUUGACACAUGACGUUUUGGUAUCUGUGGGGGUUUCCUGUUGGCCUCCUGUAGUGCUGGGUACUGGCUACCCCUCAACCGUUGUAGCUUCCAUCUUUCUUAUGAAAAAACCUACCAUUGGCCAGAAGAGCCUCAUUCUGUUUUCCUUGCUAGUAAAAGAUGGCAUAAAGUUGUAAAUAUGCAAAGUUUGUCAUAGAG
Messenger RNA from Vicugna pacos (alpaca), 3091 nucleotides. RefSeq lists its product as uncharacterized. Lineage: Eukaryota; Metazoa; Chordata; Mammalia; Artiodactyla; Camelidae. Gene Ontology annotation, biological process: regulation of transcription by RNA polymerase II. Gene Ontology annotation, molecular function: DNA-binding transcription factor activity, RNA polymerase II-specific; RNA polymerase II transcription regulatory region sequence-specific DNA binding. Gene Ontology annotation, cellular component: nucleus. The record is from RefSeq and is a predicted model, not a curated record.